AUGCUAUUUGAAAUUGCAUCUGCUUUGGUCCUCGUGAGCCUUUGUAUUGCUGAAGAGGAUGAACUCUGCCCUAAGAAGUUGGAGUUAGAUCUAAACCUAACUGAAGAACAGAGGAGAAUAUUCCUUAAUGGACACAAUGAUCUUCGCAGACGAAUCGCUGAAGGUACACAACCAAACAAAAACGGACUUCCGAAGUUGGGACCCGCAAAGAAUAUGUAUGCCCUCAAAUGGGAUUGCUUCAACGAAGUUCUAGCCCAAGAAUCCAUGGCCGCCUGCUCCCUGGAGAAUCCAGUAGACGUUUCUCGCAACAUGAUGCAGAUGACGAAUAUCCCCGCUCUCAACGAUAGUAUUUACGCGCAUCUCGCGAUAGACCAGUGGAUAUCUCAGGUGAUGUUCUUCGGGAAGAAGGAGCCCACCAACGUUUACGAUGGAACGCUAUGUCAAUUCACUAACAUGGUACAUGCGAAUACUACAUCUGUAGCGUGCGCCCUCAAGAGAUGCAAAGACAAUGUCUUAGUCACCUGCCUCUACGAUAAGUGUGGUACCAAAGAGAAAUUGAUGUGGGAGGUGGGCGAACCCUGUAAGCACGAUAACGACUGCACUACAUUCAAGGACUCCAAAUGCAGUAAUGGUCUUUGCGAACUCAAGUACGACUCCUACAGCUUCGACUACGACGAGUAUGACGAGGAAGACGAGAGCAACUAG
Necator americanus (New World hookworm) is the source of this 705-nucleotide messenger RNA. RefSeq lists its product as uncharacterized. Bases 1 to 705 code for a protein of 234 amino acids. The record is from RefSeq and is a predicted model, not a curated record. The transcript has 7 exons. NCBI's taxonomy places the organism in Eukaryota, Metazoa, Nematoda, Chromadorea, Rhabditida, Ancylostomatidae.